AUGUCUACAGUGCCCCCGCCGCCCGACGCCAAUGGUAACCCUCUGAUCGCUCUGGCCGUAGCGAUAAUCUAUGCCAUCUUAUACGUCCUUCAAGGGUUUAGGAAUUUGGUAGGGGUGUUGACUAUUGGCCUACCAAGCGCAAUCGUCAGGAUACUUCACUACAGUCUGACCAUCUCACUCGGCUUUCCCCACUUCCUAGCGCUCUUCGCAGCAUUACUAUUAGGUCUAUUCUUCUUAGUACGAUAUCGAUACCUGACGCGAUAUACCAAACUCAAGGAGCCUGCUCUUCCACCUCCAUCACCGCCUUCUCUCACUGCUGAACUCCUACCUCUAGAUACUCCUGGAAUAGGUAUAAACGACAAAAGAAGUAGAUCAGGAUCUUUCCACAACUACCUGGAUGAUUUCCUCUCGGCAAUUAGAAUAUUUGGAUACCUCGAGAAACCUGUUUUCCACGAGUUGAGCAGACACCUGCAGACUCGACGAUUGGCCGCUGGUGAUACGCUGGAUAUAGGGGGUGGGGACUUUUGGUGUGUCGUUGAAGGAAAAGUCCAGGUCUUCGCCCCUGAUUCGUCACCUCUCAGCAGAUCUACUCCAUCGUCACCCGACCCAUAUAAUCUGAAUACAUCAUCCUUCAAUGGAUAUCACCUAUUGAAUGAGGUAUCCACUGGCGGUACGCUCUCGUCGCUAUUUUCCAUUUUAUCCUUGUUCACCGAAGACAUAAAGCUUUCGUGGACAUCACCAAACGAGAAUGAAGAUGGAGAAGUACUAGAUGAUGACGAUAUGAUCAGAGAGCCUUCUCUAGCUCCUCCAGGAGAGAACAGAGGUAAAACCAGGGCAAACUCAGAUGUCAGUCAGCUCGACCAUGAAGUAUUAAGUAAAAGAGUUGGAAGUCCGGAAAAUACAUCACCUACUAGCGGAAGUCAUAGACCACAGCAUCAGCGAUCGUCUUCCCUAGGAACAGGCAGUAGUAUGGUUCAUCAGGAUGCGGAAAAUGCGGGACAACAUCCUUCUUACUCCAUGCCAGCAACCGUCUCUCCUUCGCCUGCGGGAGGCAGAUCACAAUCAAGCUCUCUUCAUCCAUCGCCUCAGAUAAGACCGCAGCCUGGAGCGUUUCCUUCAACAACCACUUCUUUGCACGACUCACCUAGACCGCUUAGAAGAGUACCGAGACGCGAAGAUACUGGCGCUGCUGCCUUAAAAGGAACUAUCUCAAGAGCGACUGUGGAUAGUACAUUAGCUGUCAUUCCUGCGUCGGCUUUCAGGAAACUUACCAGGAAGUUCCCAAAGGCAAGUGGCACAGUGGUUCAGGUAGUUUUGGAAAGGUUCAGUAGAGUAACAUUUAUGACUGCCCACAAAUAUCUCGGAUUGACCAAAGAAAUCCUCCGAUCUGAAUCUUCCCUCAACUCCCUUGUUUCUCACCCUCUUCCUAGAUCGUUCUAUACUGGAGGGGGCAUGCAAGCUCUGCGAAAUCGAUUCCAGCCCGAGGCUCAAGCUAAGGACAGGAGUCAGAAGAACUUCUCGUCAAUCGGUUCAUCCCCUAGUGGUCGAAUAUCCAGUAAAGACUACUUCAAUUAUGUUCCAUCUAGUCCUACGGUCAAAGCUCCAUCGCUACCCUCGGCUACUCCACAACAAGUACCUUCCACUCCUUCAGUCAAAGGUGGUAAUCUUUCCGUCAAAGGUUUACAAGCACUCAGCAAGAUCGAUGCGGCUGUCGCUGUAGAAUCGCCAGCGGAGAACACGCCUGAUAGCAAUACCGCAAUCGAGCCACCCUCAGCCGGUGUAUUCAGUCCGGACUCGGCUGCAAGGCAUGGAAGUGAAUUCGUCAGACGCAAGUCUGCCUUCAGGAAGCAGGUGGCAGCUGGUGAUUUAGCUAUGGGUCAGGGGAAUGUACCUGAUGAGAAAGGAGGAGCGUACUACCGACCUGGCGUGCAGACACCGGGACUACCUAGAAUGGAUACUUGGAUGGGAAGGUUUUCUGGAUCUUCAACAGACUUAGCACAUCAUAACGGAGUGGCUAUCACCCCUUCCUCUGGGGAUUACGGUACACCAGAAGAUGAAUCGUUUGAUCUGAAAGAAGCUGUCUUAAUGAGUAUAGCAAGAUCUAUUGGACUAGCUCAACCUACUGAGAGCAAUAUCGAUUCCAUCGGAAGAAACUCCUUCGCACCAUCGGUCUCGGCGGUAUCAACCCCGAACUCGCCAAUGUUCCCUCCUAAUGGUAGACCAGGUGUCAAGUCGCCUUUCGGAAAUGUACUGGAUAUGAUGGCUGCCUCGACGCACGAGGGAGUGAUAGGCGGAAUGUUGAGAGAAGCAGCUUUGAAAGCGAAAGUGAAUGACGAUGAAGCGAGUAGCAUUUCAGCUAGUAUGCAUGAUUCUCAAUUUGGGACUGCGGCCGGUGAUAAGAAGGUAUUGAAGGAUCUGGAGGGCAAUGUUGAAAUCCUGUUCUUCAAGAAAGGGAGUGUGUUGGUCAAGGAGGGUGAAAGGAGUCCGGGGAUGUACUAUGUCAUUGAUGGAUUCCUCGAGACAUCAUUACCUGUACAUCAAGGUGGAGUGGAAACUCCUCGGUCAUCGCCUUCUGUAAAUCCUACGAGUGCAAGUCCACCGCCAUCGACAUUUGCAAAUGUCAACGGAAGACCGUUCGGUGCUGCCUUGGGACUGGACACAAGCCACAAUAACGGUUAUUCAUCUCCUUUUGGUAGCGGAAAGGGCGAAGAGACUUUAUACACCGUUAAGCCCGGUGGAAUAGCUGGUUAUCUUUCGUCCUUGUGCAGUACUGAUUCUUAUGUCAAUAUCACCGCCAAGACGGACUGUUUUGUCGGUUUCCUGCCUCAUCAUACGCUGGAAAAGAUCAUCGAGAGGCGACCGAUCGUAUUGCUGACUCUUGCGAAGAGGUUGUUAUCACUUUUGUCUCCCCUUGUCCUGCAUAUUGAUGCUGGGUUGGAUUGGCAGCAGCUUGGUGCUGGCCAGUAUGAGAAAGGUGAUAAAGCUACCGAUUUCUACAUCGUGAUUAACGGUCGACUUCGAUCUUUCCACGAUAAAGAUGGCUCGAUGCAAGUCCUUCGAGAAUAUGGUCAGAAUGACUCUAUCGGCGAGCUUGAUGUGAUCACAGCUGUCGACCGUUCCGAUACUGUCAACGCUAUACGAGAUUCAGAAUUGGUAAGAAUACCGGCGGCGUUGUUCGAUGCGAUCAGUAUCAAGCAUCCUGCGACUACUGUGCAGUUUAUGAGGCUGAUAGCGGGACGAGUGAGGAAAGCUAUGGGAGAACAGAUGAAGAUCGGUCAUUUGCCUCUGAACGUCCCUACGACAGAUGUUAACCUAAAGACCGUUUGUAUACUUGGCAAUAACAGGAAUGUGCCUGUUGCUCAUUUUGCAGGAAAGUUGAAAACUUCCUUGGAGGAAUUAGGAGCUUCAACAUCGUAUCUUGACCAAGGUACUGUGAUGCGCCAUCUGGGCAGACACGCCUUUGCGAGAAUUGGGAAACUCAAAGUCGCUGGUUGGCUUGCUGAUCAAGAGCAACACUAUCGAACGGUUCUAUAUGUCGCGGACUCUCCGCCUGCGAGUCAAUGGACUUUGACUUGUAUACGACAGGCCGAUUUAGUGUUGGUGCUGGCAAUGGGAGAUGAUCCCUCUUUGGGAGAAUAUGAGAAAUUGCUCCUCGCGACUAAAACAACAGCUAGGAAAGAACUUAUCCUGCUACAUGAUGAAAAGGCUGUCGCUCCGGGAUCGACUCGCCCUUGGCUGGUUAACCGUCCUUGGGUACAUGCCCAUCAUCACGUCGAGUUACCAGGUGUAGUCACCCCGCACAAAGUUACUCCGACUGUACACGACGCGGCAGCCGUAGCGGCAUUCAAGCAUUUACGAGAAAGAGUUGAAACUAGAAUCCGAAAAUAUAGGGGUUUAAGACCAUUUGCCAGACCUCGUCGUCCUUCACAUAUGAACGAUUUCGCUAGGAUAGCCCGGAGAUUAUGUGGUAAACAGAUUGGAGUGGUAUUAGGUGGAGGUGGUGCGAGGGGUAUAUCGCAUAUAGGGAUGUUACAGGCAUUGGAAGAAUUUGGAAUACCCAUUGAUGCGAUUGGAGGAUGUUCGAUUGGAAGCUUCGUUGGAGGAUUAUAUGCCAAAGAAACGGAUCUUCUGGAAACGACGGGCAGGACGAAACAGUUUGCGGGUAGGAUGGGAUCGAUGUUGAGGAUUUUGAGCGAUGUGACGUAUCCUUUUGUGGCUUAUACGACUGGACAUGAGUUUAACCGAGGUAUUUACAAGGCAUUCUAUAAUACACAUAUCGAAGAUAUGUGGAUACCAUUCUUCGCCAAUUCGACAAAUAUCACUCAUUCCAGGAUGGAAAUACAUCGAACAGGUUAUGCUUGGCGGUACGUGAGAGCCUCGAUGACUUUGGCAGGUUUGCUACCUCCGCUGUCUGAUAACGGCAAUUUACUCGUCGACGGAGGGUAUAUGGAUAAUACACCCAUCGAACCUUUACGACAGAACGGUAUAAGGGAUAUCAUAGUGGUAGAUGUAGGAAGUAUAGAUGAUACCAGUCCUAGGAAUUAUGGAGAUUCAGUAUCGGGUUGGUGGAUAUUUAUUAAUAGAUUCAAUCCAUUCUACGAGAGGAAGGUAUUAUCGAUGACUGAGAUAUCUUCGAGAUUGACCUACGUGUCGAGUGUGAAAACGCUAGAAGACGUCAAGAAUGCUCCGGGGUGUUUAUACGUUGCUAUGCCUGUACAGCAAUUCGACACAUUGGGCGGUUUCAAACGAUUCUCCGAAGUACUUCAUAUAGGUUUACAAGCAGGUAGAGAGACAUUAAAGAAAUGGAAAGAUCAAGGCAAACUACCUACCGGUCUGGUGGAUGCUUCGAGAGGUUCAAAAGUGAUCCAAAGAGGUAAUAGAUUAAGACGUAUGUCCAUAUAA
Molecule: messenger RNA, 4902 nt
Organism: Kwoniella botswanensis
Lineage: Eukaryota; Fungi; Basidiomycota; Tremellomycetes; Tremellales; Cryptococcaceae
Product: lysophospholipase NTE1
Exons: 25
Coding region: 1-4902 (1633 amino acids)
Biological process (GO): phosphatidylcholine metabolic process
Cellular component (GO): endoplasmic reticulum
Molecular function (GO): phosphatidylcholine lysophospholipase A1 activity
Source: RefSeq, a predicted model, not a curated record